This is a messenger RNA of Pimephales promelas (fathead minnow), 860 nucleotides long. NCBI's taxonomy places the organism in Eukaryota, Metazoa, Chordata, Actinopteri, Cypriniformes, Leuciscidae. The record is from RefSeq and is a predicted model, not a curated record.
ACUGAUACACGAUGCCGUUCCAGUUUGCCAUUUAUUACUUAUACGAUAAAUCAUUGAAAGUGGAGAGCACAUCGAUCCUUGUAGAUAUAGACCAGCACAGUCAAGUUACGUCAAAACCAGACCUUGAUGGAGACGAGAAUUGGCUGGAAAUAAAGUGGCCUUCACGUAAAGAACCUGAGAAAACGGUGCCUGCAAAAGUCCUGCUGUUUGGAGAUUCGUUCAAAGACCUUGUCAUGAAGAAAAACUUACUACUUUUGGGAAAGGACAUAUGGAACCAGGAUGAAAGCAGGGGCGUUUGUGUCAAAAAGAAAAUGUUGGACACCAGCAACAAUCUAAACGAGGCUAAAAAAGGCAGGCUGCAAAAGCAAACCAAGAUUAAAGAGGCAGCCAGAGACAAGAUGUUACAAAAACUGAAGAAUUCCCUUUCUCAGAGCAGAGCCGUAGACACACAAGAUCAAAACACCAGCUCUGAGGAUGAAGUUCCACAAUGUCUUCAUAAUGUAAACUUAAACACUAAGAAGGCUGCCAGACCCCUGGCAUUCACUUCCGAUCAUCAUAUCAGUUCUGAUGAGGCCACAAACAUAGCGAGCCCACUCCGUCCAGAUCAUCACACCAGUUCUGAUGAUGCUACAAACAUAGGGAGUCCUGAAAUGGCCAAUGACUCAGAUGAAGACUUUGGUCUAACCUCAACCCAGAGAAGGGCAAGCCGACUUUCUCCAAAGACUAAAGAUUCGAACACUAGGCCAAAAAUGCUGUCUCAAAUGGAUGAAGAAAUCAUGACAUCCCUUCGUGAGCUACCAGAAAUGAUCAAAUCAGUGACAUUGAAAUGGUAUGUUACAAUUAAAGAUGAACUGAGCUGA